Molecule: messenger RNA, 3246 nt
Organism: Stegastes partitus (bicolor damselfish)
Lineage: Eukaryota; Metazoa; Chordata; Actinopteri; Pomacentridae
Product: cadherin-related family member 1-like
Exons: 17
Coding region: 1-2586 (861 amino acids)
Biological process (GO): homophilic cell-cell adhesion
Cellular component (GO): plasma membrane
Molecular function (GO): calcium ion binding
Source: RefSeq, a predicted model, not a curated record
AUGAAGAAAGAAAAGAAAACGCAUGCUUUGCUCUUCCUCCUCCUGCUUCACUUCACCUUGGGGCAAUCAGACUAUGCUCCGUAUUUUUAUGACAAUGGUCCCAGCAGCACAAACGGGAACAUGGCCUUGUUCAGCAUUUCUGAGGACACACCCAUCGGAACGCAGAUAUACAUCCUGAACGGCACCGAUCCAGAGGGGGACCCGGUGCGGUACGGUCUGGCUUUUGAAAAGGGCUCCGUAGAAUAUUUUAGGGUGGAUCCCAAGUCAGGGAACGUGACUCUGAUCCAGGAGCUGGACAGAGAGAAACAAGAUGAAAUCUCAGUGCUCGUCAGCAUCACGGACGGACGCAAUAAAGUUGUCGAGACGGUGAGAGUGUUCAUCACCGACGCCAAUGACGAGCCGCCCGAAUUUCAAAACCUGCCUUUCAUCAUUGAUAUUCCAGAGGACACGGCUCCAGGAAGCAGCAUCUACAGAGUCCAAGCCGUGGACAAAGACAUGGGCUCAGGAGGCAGCGUUUCAUACUAUCUGCAGAGCUCCCCGCUUCCCAAGUUCACCAUCGACGGACACAGCGGCAUCCUCAGAGUGAAGCCCGGAGAGACGCUGGACUACGAAACAACACCCACACAUUUUGUGACCGUAGUUGCAAAGGAUGGAGGUGGGAAGUACAAGGGGAAGCAUCAGGUCAUGACCUCCACGGCUACCAUAACCAUCAACGUUAUGGACGCCCAGGACAUGCCUCCAUCCUUUGUAGGAACCCCGUAUUUCGGCUACGUCUACGAAGUCUCAGUUCCAGGAUCUGAAAUAUUCACAGUGUACGCUAAAGAUGGUGACCAAGGCAGUCCCAACCCCAUACAUUACUCCAUUAUGAACGGGAGUGAUGGUGUCUUUGACAUAAAUAGCACCAGUGGAUGCAUCACGCUGACAACCUACCCCUCACUGCUGAGGAAUGAACUCUAUGAAAUUAAAGUCAUGGCGUCCGAGGUGGGACCGAACAACGAGCUGCUGGACUACGAUGUUACCACGGUGACGGUCCGGGUGGUGGAUCUCAACAACCAUCCUCCGACUUUUUAUGGAGAGAACGGACCCCAGAGCAAGUUUGAGGUCACCAUGUACGAGCAUCCGCCCGCCGGGGAGAUCCUCCGAGGCUUCAAGAUCACCGUCAAUGACUCUGAUCAGGGUGCAAACGCUAAAUUCAAACUGAGGCUGGUGGGGCCGAGCCGAGUGCUCCGGGUGGUUCCGCAGACGGUUCUGAAUGAAGCGCAGGUGACCAUCAUUGUGGAAGACACAACUGGAAUCGACUACGAGAAGGGGCCGACCCUCUCUUUUAAGCUGCUGGCGGUGGAGAUCGACACCCCCGAGCGAUUCAGCGCCACGGCCGACAUCGUGAUCAACCUGCUGGACACCAACGACAACAUCCCCGCCUUCACGUCCGAGUACUACAUCGCCAGGGUCCCUGAGAACUCUCCUGGAGGCUCCAGCGUUGUGUCCGUUACGGCAAAUGAUCCAGAUUCAGGGCCUUGGGGUGAAGUCAAGUACACGAUUUAUGGAUCAGGAUCAGAUUUGUUCGCCAUCCACCCGAUGUCAGGCCUCAUCUCCACCCAGCCCUGGACCAGCCUGGACGCCGAGGUCCGGUCCAAGUACAACUUCUACGUCAAGGCCGAGGACUCGGAGGGGAAGUACGGUCUGUCCGAGGUCUUCGUCACCGUCCUCGACAUGAACGACCACUCGCCGGAGUUCGACGACAAACUCCUGGAGAAGACCAUGAUUAUUGGCACGGCGGUCAGAGUGGAGGCGGUGGACGAUGACGCGGAGUCUCCCAACAACGUCAUCGAGUACUCCAUCAUGACGGCCGACCCCGACAACGCCUUUGACAUCAACGCCAACACCGGGGAGAUCCAGCUGAAGCCCUACAUCAAGUCCAUGGAGAUCGUGCAGAACAUCACCAAGCAGAAGGACUGCAAGUGGUCCCUGGUGGUCCAGGCCAGGGACCGAGGCUUCCCGUCCUUCAGCACAACCGCCGUGGUCAACAUCGACAUCACGGAGGCGACUCCCCUCAAGGGGCCUAUGGCGGCCUUUUUAAUGAAAAGUAGGGACAAUCCUUUGAAAGCUCUAGGCAUGGUCACGGUUGUCAUUAGUGUGUUGGUAGGAGUGACGGUCUUGAUCUCCACCGCUAUGUACAUGCGCAACUCAAAGUCCAACAGGAUCAUGCCGGCGCGUCGCAUCAUUAAGCGGCGGCCCAGGGACCAGCAGCCGUCCUGGACCCUGAAGGUGCCCGGCGUCAAAUUCAGCAACCCCGCGGAUAAGUUCCUCAUCAGCGACCCGGAGAGCGGCGCCCAGCGGGACCCCAGCAGCCCCCGGCCGAAGCCGCCGCCUCCCUGUCUGCCACCUCCGCCCCCGUCCACCUCCAGGCCCAGCGAGAGGCCCCGGGCGGUGCCCACGAUAUCCGGCGCUCUGGCCUCCAAAGGCUCCAAAAAGGCCAAACCGAGCCGCCGCAAGGAGGGAAACAUCAGCUCUGCUCUGGUGUCCGAGCUGAAAAUGAAGCUGGAGCAGAAAAUCAUCGAGAGCAACCAGGGAGGUUAUUAUUAACUCACUUUGAUUAAGGCUCGACUGCUCUUAGCUUCACCUGAGCUCCGUGUGAGGAUCCGGUGGGCGUGGGGGGCCCACCUUUAGAUUAUUCAUGAGUGAACGGAAGGUUUACAGAUUUUCACGUCUUAAGACAAGAUGUUAGACGAGUGGGCUGCAUCCUCGGCUGACCUGGUUUCGGUAGAGAGCUGGAGUGUGUGGAUAAUUCCCCACACUGCCAUCUUGAGGAGGAUUAUGUCAUCUUAACAGCCAGAGGUACCACUAUAAAUUGUCCAGGAGGAGGAUUACUGAGACUUACUGUUUAUACAUAAGUUGCAUAACUUCCUGAAAAGCGUGUGAUGUUUUCAGCACCAGAAAUAGGAUUUUUACUCAGUGAAUCCUAAAAUAAAAUAAAAAAUAAAUAAAUAAAAAUCUGUAUGGUCACUGAAGCAUGCAGCUAAAUGACAGUCGUGUUGAGAAAAAACAAUCAAACAUGGCUGUUCAUGAUGAAGUGCUAAAGGACCUGUGUGUUGAUAUUUCUACUGUGUUACAUCAGGUUGCUCUUUUGUAAUGAUUACAACGUGCCACUGUAGGUUUUCACAGUAACAUGAGCUUCUUUAUUUCAGUGGGUAACUCUAGAAAAAUGCUUUUAUAUAUAAAUGUACAUGGGUCCAUUUUAAGUGU